UGAGAAGACACUGAUUAACAUCAACGAGCCCGCAAUGUGACAUGAAUACUGGCCAAACGGGACCCCGGAAGGUGGAUUUGAGAUGUGCGUGACAACGAGUGGAUACUACGUCUGCAGAAAAUCAAUAGGAGUGACGAAAGAUUAGGACCAGACUUUGACUUGGAGUGGCCAGUGUGGAGUGGUGUACUCGAUUUUCGGUUUUGUUUGCUACAAUCCAUAACGCAAAGGAACAAAAGACGUCGGUCCAGAGAGUAAUUAAAUUGCAAACCUGGCGUUUUUCAGUUCAGUUUAAGGUUUGUAUCUGCUGGAGGUAACAUGGAAGGACAGAAAUACAAGAUGGAGGUUGAGGACGGCCCAGAUGCAGAUCAGAAGGUGGAAUUAAAGUUUGAACUACGUCCCAAAAUCUCCAAAAAAUGGAAAAUCAUCAUAGCAGUAGCGAUUAUCGUUGUGAUUGUGAUAAUUCUCGCUAUUGUUCUUGCCUUGGUGCUGAGAAAAAAAGAAGGAGAACAAGAAAAACAAGGAAAACAAGAAAAAACUGUGCCGGGGCCUACUGAGUUCAUAGUGCCGCCGCUACCUACUGGAGCUCCCGCAGGGGCCGAUGGACCUUACACUCACGGAGUAGUAGCAGCGGACGCCGCCCCUUGUUCAGUAGUGGGACGAGAUAUCCUCAAGAAGAAUGGGUCAGCGGUGGACUCUGCCAUUGCUGCCCUAUUUUGUAUAGGUAUCAUCAAUAUGCACUCGGCCGGCAUCGGUGGCGGUGGUUUCAUGACCGUGUAUAAUAGGAGUCUAGGACUGGCCAAAGUGUACGAUUUCAGAGAAGUUGCUCCUGGGAAUGCAAGCGCUAAUAUGUAUGUCAACAGCAGCCUCAACUCCAAAUUAGGAGCUUCAGCCACAGGUGUGCCAGGUGAGGUCAGCGGAUACCUUGCAGCAUGGAAGGCACACGGAAGGCUUCCUUGGAAGGAUCUAGUCCAACCGGCUAUUGAUUUAGCCAAGAAUGGAUUUCGAUUUGGACAUGCUGCACAUUAUGCGGCAAGCCGUAAUUCCACGUUGGCAGCGAUCAAGAAAGAUCCUGGAUUGAGUGAAUUACUGUUGGACAGUAAAGGAAACUUGAAGGAAUUAGGAGCCGUUUUGGAAAUGCCAAAGCUCGGUAGAACUUUGGAGCGAAUCCGCGAUGAUCCAAGUAGUUUCUACACCGGCGAACUGGCUCAGGACAUAGUAAAAGACAUUCGCGAUGGUGGGGGCAUCAUUACGUUGGAGGAUUUGAAAAACUACCGAACGAUAGUUCGUACGCCACUUACAGUAAAGAUGGAUGAUUACACUUUAUAUACGAACCCACCUCCGGGUAGUGGCGCCGUCUUGUCGUUAAUCAUGAACAUUGUGAAAGGUUACAAUAUGACUGCUGCAGACCGUAAAGAUAUAAACAGCACAGUGCUAACUUAUCACAGGAUAGUGGAAGCUUUCAAGUUUGCCUACGCUUACAGGGCAUUGCUGGGAGACGAAGACUUCUGGGACGUAGGAGAGAUUGUACAAAAUAUGACCAGUUCAGCGUUCGGAGAAAGUCUAAGACAAAAGAUUUACGACAACCGAACAUUCGACUACAAACACUACGGGGACUUCUAUUCUAGCGUCAAUCCCGCAGGGACUACGCACCUGUCUCUGAUUUCUCCUGACGGGGAUGCUGUCUCCGCUACCACCACAGUAAAUCUUUACUUUGGGUCAAAGUAUCGCUCGACGCGUACUGGCAUUAUUUACAACAAUGAAAUGGACGACUUUUCGACUCCAGGUGAAAUUAAUUAUUUUGGUGUGGAACCAUCACCGAGCAACUUCAUCGAACCUGGAAAACGACCCAUGUCUUCAAUGACUCCCACCAUAAUUGUAGACCAUAAUAACGUUACCCGACUAGCUGUCGGGGCGUCGGGAGGCACAAAAAUUACAACUGCCAUUCCUUUGGUGGUGAUGAACUACUUCUGGUUCAAUCAAACGUUAACAAAAGCUGUAGAAGAACCCAGGUUCCAUCAUCAACUACUACCAAACUUCCUUCGCAUCGAAAGAGUCCGCCCCAUUUCCCUUGCAGUUCAAGAGGGACUGAAAGAGCUUGGACACAACAUUACAGAAUUCUCCUCUGCAGUGGUACAGGCGGCGGCCACAAGCCCUGAUGGUAAACUUUACGGAAAGGCGGAUCCCAGAAAGGGCUCCUGGGCCGCAGGAUUUUGAAGAUGAUUUAAAAGAGAGCUGAUAAUGUAGUUAGAAACAUAUCUGAGUAUAUUUGUUGUUAUCUGCUGCUUAGCACUCCGGCGAAGCUUUUUUGCAGAGGGGAAAAGACCCAUUAAUCACGAAAAAUUUUUGUAACUUUUGUGUAGUUUCCUUUUGUAAUUUGAUGAGCGAUGUCUUAAAACAAUAGAAGACACUUUCUCUUUGCCACUAAGCUUUUCGUUAAGAUAUUUAUUGUCCUACUUGGUUAUCAAUACAGAUGUAUAAAGUGGAAAGAAAACAGGUUGAAGCUGUUGACUGCGAUAUGUCAACUGCUAUACUGUUACUCUUUGUCAGACAACGAGAUUGCGGGCUAGUGGCGCUGAAUCGAGACGUCAUCGCACUAGUUUUGCCUUGUGUUAAAUUCGCUUUAAACCUUUCACUCCCAGAUGGCAUGAGUAAUUCAUCUCACUGUCCGUCAUACAAUUCUUAUAAUGUUAGUUCGCAGAAUUUGGUAUUUGAUCAUCCUCUAAUCCCCCUGACGUUUUUCAUUAUUCUCAUCACUUUUCUGCUUGAUAUUGUAAUGAUAUUGUAAGGAGAAAUUCUCUCUUGGUCAAUCAUGGGAGUUUAAUUAAAGGGUUAACUCGGAGUCUACAAAAGGGGAUAAGUUUCUAAAGAAACUGUGGUGCUGCGUCGGUGGGAGAGUAUAACAGGGUAAUUUAGUAUUAUCAACUCAGUUAAUAACGUAAAUUGGCCACCGUAAAGAUAUUAUUUUAGCUCAUACCGACAACCGACAUGACCUCUAACGUACUCAACUUCGUCAUCGAAAAAGCCUUACAAUCUACUUGCCUAGUAUCAAGUAUCAACGGGUGCGAGGUUCUGCUAUUACUCGAAUUGCAAUAUUUGAAUAAUUUAGGGUCACAAAAGGGCGGAAAACUUUUCUUUGUAGUUGAGCAAUUUCGUUUAAAUAAAGAAUUUAAAAACUAAGAAACGAAUGCAAUAGACUCUAGGCCAUUAAAAAUAGAAAACUUAAGUCAAAUUUCACAGCUCUGAUAUUAAAAACACCUAUUUUAAUUGCGGUAGAGCAGCUUAGGAAAUAAAAGUGAG
Messenger RNA from Pocillopora verrucosa, 3297 nucleotides. RefSeq names its product glutathione hydrolase 1 proenzyme. The record is from RefSeq and is a predicted model, not a curated record. Gene Ontology annotation, molecular function: glutathione gamma-glutamate hydrolase. Gene Ontology annotation, biological process: glutathione catabolic process. Lineage: Eukaryota; Metazoa; Cnidaria; Anthozoa; Scleractinia; Pocilloporidae. Gene Ontology annotation, cellular component: plasma membrane.